Messenger RNA from Fusarium proliferatum ET1, 1152 nucleotides. RefSeq lists its product as uncharacterized. The record is from RefSeq and is a predicted model, not a curated record. The transcript has 3 exons. Lineage: Eukaryota; Fungi; Ascomycota; Sordariomycetes; Hypocreales; Nectriaceae. The coding region runs from base 1 to 1152 and encodes 383 amino acids.
AUGACUGUCGAUAUCCUCUUGUGGCUGCGUCAGGUUGACGAUACUCGCAGCCGCAACUCGACCAGUUCCGACCAUAUACCAAUCUUCGAGCCUAUCAGGGACAAGUUUGUACAUCCGAAAUCACCUCCAGACUCUUCUAAAUUCUCCAAACCAGCUGCCGAAAAGGCACCAACAAAGAAGCGAAAGACAACGAAGGGUGCAGUCCCAAAUCCAAGUCCAAACGAUGCACGAUUCGACGAUGAAGGCGAACAAGAUAAGACCCCCAGACCUUUACGGAGCGUCUAUAUUCCCAGCGACACGUCAUCGAUGUCCUCAGCGAGCAGUCGAUCUAGUGCUUCAUCGCCUCGAAAGCAAUUAGUAGCCAUGGCAUUAUCCUCCCACGGCCUCGAAACGCGCGCUAUGUCUGAUCCAUCCGGUCUUCCCCCAAGCCUGGCAUCUAUGCGAACGAAGUUAUUACAAUUCAGUCGUGGAAGAGGAAUUCUUGGGGAGAAUGGGCUGGACAGUAUACAAGAUGAAACAGCUGCGAGGGCGUUACAUCCGGACAUGGUUGCUAUUUACGAGGAUAAAAAAUUCUGCUGCUCUAGACGUCGCGAAGAAUUGGGGAUUACACCGAGUCUCGAUGAUGUGGUGUAUAUUCUUGAGUCCGCGGGCGAUUGUCUUCGCAAAGGGAGGUCUGAAGCAGCGUGGAAUCAUGAAGUUCACUUCCCUCUGCUGUGCUUGGCGCUUCGGAACCGAUCAAAGGGUGCGUUCCGGCGACUCAUCAAUGUGCCAUCUUGUUCAUCUGCAUCCGUCAUCCCCGACUACCGCAUCCGCUUCGCGCCCGACCAAAAGAUCGACUUUUGCGUCUAUCUCGAUCCUCACCACGAUCCCAACGAGAAAAAUAUUUCUAGUACCGUCGAUACCGUUCGCGCGCGUCUUCCCGCGCUAUCAAUAAACCCAACCGAUGCCUUGUCACUGCUGGGCAAGCCAAUUGCCAUUCCCAUCGAGACUAAGCGUCCCGGCGAAGGCUUGGACACUGCCAAUCUCCAAGUCGCGACGUUUCUAACAGCGCAUCUGACACUUCUACAACGACUCGUUGAUGCUGGUGCUUCUGUACCUGUUGGCGAUGGUGAGACGGCGCCUUCGGUUGACGAUCUGGGCUUUUUGCCUUAA